Racocetra persica is the source of this 907-nucleotide messenger RNA. NCBI's taxonomy places the organism in Eukaryota, Fungi, Glomeromycota, Glomeromycetes, Diversisporales, Gigasporaceae. The record is from the annotation of a GenBank genome assembly.
AUGUCCAGUCCGUCCGCUUUUUCUCGUACUUAUUGUAAUUUGACAACACCAACUUCACCUAUUGAUAUGUAUUCUCGCGUUAGACAAACAAGGUCCGGAACCACUUCUACGGUUGACAUUGUAAUUAUAGAUAGUGACACUGAGGAUGACGUUGUCCCGUCACAUGGUUCUGACCAUAACAAUUCCUACUCUCGAAAUAAUAUGAACCAACAUACAUUUGGUAGUCAAAGUUUAUACAAUACACCUGGAGCGAUUUCGGCUGGUAAUGUACAAAGCCCUUCGAUCAGAAACGGAGGUGGUCCAAUUCGAGCUAGAACCAAUGCUGUUCGUUCGAACCCUAGUCGUUCUAGUCCCGUUCGUUCUAAUCGGUUACAAAGUUCUGGAUUUCCGUUGCGAGGUUUAGCGAUAGUAAAUGUCACUACUAUUCAGUCUGUUCAGGGAACAAACUCAAAUCUUCAAUUCUCAUAUCGUCAUCACCGACAGCAUGCAUCGGCAUUCCAUCCUGUGCUCUAUGCAGCAGACGAAAUAACCAUCGCUCCUUCUCAACAUGAUCGUCUACAUUCCCAUGAUAAUGCUACAGGCACUUCUCGGACAUUCCCUUCCAUUUUUCAAACCGAAAACGCAACCUCCACUACGAUUAAUGCUAACGAUCUUCAGAUCCUGAGUACACCACCUACGUCCACCUCGCGCCGGGAUAAUAAUAUUUCAAAGCCGUCAUUAGCAGGUCACACAAGGAAUCUUGAAGACUCAUGUACUUUAAUUUGUGUAGAUUGUAACAGCAUUCUUCGUGAAAAAUUAUGGGCGUUACACUGCGGGCAUGUUAUUUGUGGAGGUUGCGUGGACAAAUUCUUGGAAAAAAAGAAAGAAAAAACUGCAUGUCCAAGUUGUCGGCACAAAUCAAAGUCCG